This is a messenger RNA of Neolamprologus brichardi, 1924 nucleotides long. The record is from RefSeq and is a predicted model, not a curated record. NCBI's taxonomy places the organism in Eukaryota, Metazoa, Chordata, Actinopteri, Cichliformes, Cichlidae.
AGACCAAAGUUUGCUGACACUUAAGAAGAUACAAGACAUCUGUUUCCACUACACAAUGAGAAUUUAUUUGGUGCAAGCCUGGCGAUACCUAAUUAAGGACUGGAGACAGCUGGGAUCAACUGGCCAUUCCAGAAGAAUGAUUACCAGGCCGCUGAACACUGCCUACCGAAGCCCUAUGCAGCGUCUAAGAACUCGUCCACAAACUCUAUCCAGUCCAGUGACUUUGUUGGGUUUGAUGUGGCUCAGGGGUCGCUUCAUUUCUUGGGUCCCUGUCACCAAUGCAGAUGAUGGUACUGCCAAUGGACAGUCUUUUUUAGGCUGGUUGAUAUCAUGGUUUUUUGUAACUCCUUCCAAGUACUCAGAUAUCAUCUCCAACAGUGAUCUGAAAUCUAAAGGACCUCCUGCUGUCUACCAACUGAGACCAAAGAAAGAGAAGUUUGGGAGUCUGACAAGAAUUACUGUUGGGGAAAAACAAACAAACAAGCCAAAUAAAACCAUCUUACUUGUGGGUGAAACGGGAGCAGGAAAAUCUACUUUGAUCAACACUCUAGUCAACUUCACCAUGGGGGUACAGUUUGAGGAUGAAAUCUGGUUUCAGAUUAUAGAGGAGGAGAAGAGAAGUCAGACAGAAAGUCAGACAUCAGAUGUGAUCGUGUAUGAGAUCUUUGGUUUUAAAACUCUGCCCUACUCUCUGUCCUACUCUCUGACCAUCAUUGAUACUCCUGGAUAUGGAGACACCAAAGGUACUGAAAAGGAUGAUAGCAUCAGUGAAAGACUAUUAGACUUGUUUCAAUCAGAGGAUGGAGUUAACAACAUUCAUGCAGUGGGUCUGGUGAUGAAGGCAAGUGAGAAUCGACUGAGUGACCGACAGAGGUACAUCUUUGAUUCAGUGGUGUCUUUGUUUGGAAAAGAUCUGGAGAAAAGCAUUGUUGCUCUCAUCACAUACUCAGAUGGAGUAACACCUGAAAAUGCUCUCAAAGCUCUCGAAAUUGCAGAAAUUAAAUGUCCAAGAAAUGGAAAUAAUGAGCCUGUUCACUUCCUGUUUAAUAACCAACAGAGCAAAGAGAGAACAGAAAAAAAGAAAUCUUAUUUGAAGACAGCAUGGAGAAUAACAGAGAGAGGAAUGGAUGAACUCACAGCUUUUCUAGAAAAAACUGCACCUGAAAAGUUGUUGGUAACAACUGAAGUGUUACGUGAACGCAAAAAACUGAAAGCCUGCAUAGAAAACUUGGAAGAGGGAAUAAAUGACAUUGAAGUCAAGCAAACCGAAGCCAGACGGAAACGAGAAGUGUUAGAGAAACAUAAAAAAGAGAUGCAAAACAAUGAAAAAUUCUCUGUCGAAGUUCCGGAGUUUUACAAAGACAAAGAAAAGAUAAAAACUGGGUGGUGGGGUGGGGUGUUUUAUAGUGGUACUGUCUGCUGUACAAACUGUCAGGAGAACUGUCACUUGAAUUGCAGAAUGGCCUGGUCUCCUGGACAAUGUGAUGUCAUGGAAGGAGGCAACUGCACUUCUUGCACCGGGAAGUGUCCUGCAUCAGAUCAUGUGAAAGCAGAGUGGAAAUAUGUGCAGAAAGAAAGGAAAGUCUGGCUGACAUUAGAAGACAUGAAAAAGAAGUAUGAAGAAAAUAAGUCUGAAAGUCAAAAGCAGAUGAGCCUUCUGGAAAACCUUCAAGGGGAAAUAAGCCAACUGGCAGCAAAGAAGUCACAGUUACUUGGUGAGUGCUACCAACAACUUGUCACACUGGAGCAGAUCGCUCUGAAAGUUGAUUCAGCAUCCACUUUGGUCCACUUGGACUUCCUGAUUAAGAAGAUGAAGGAGGAACAAAACACAGAGAAGGUCCAGAAACUGGAGGAAAUGAGAAAGAGAGUGGAUGAUAAGCAGAGCAGGGUCAUUGCAUAUGCGGGGAAAAAACUAGAGAAGUGA